AAAAGUGAUACAUUGCCUCCUUGCCUGCUGCUCUUUGGUCCUCGGCGCCAAGUCUCUUUACAUUGCCAUGUACCUGGAUGACGGAGCAAGCGAUCGAGGCAAUGUAAGCAGAGGCAACGGAGCAGCCGCGACACGAUUGAGGUACCAAAGUAGCGAGCAAAGGAGGAGGAAGAGCCCACAGACGAUGAUAAUUGCGUGCCUUGUUUCGCUUCUGGAGCCUCUGCGUGGCUGUGACCCUUGCUGAUCCCAUCUUGACCUUCUGAACAGAUGAGCUACCUCCCAUUCCUGACGUGAUCUUCCUCGAAUCUGCGUACUCGCCUUCUUUCUCUCAGAGCCGCCGACUGGCAAAGACUAUGGACUACUCUUUGUGGUCCCAAGACGGAAACAAUGGGACCACUGUCGAGCACUGGACUACGCAAGUAGGAGGCGACACAGAGCAAAGCAGCAAAAAUGUCUCUCCUGACCACUCAGGGUCGGAUGGUGACCUCCAGAUAGGCCAUGGCACCACCGUCUGGCGCAAUACCGCCAUCUUCCCGCCUACGCCUGACAAGCACUCGCGCGCGCCCUCCGUUGAUAACGCUUCAGCCCCUGUGUAUUCCCAGCCAAGUCCUCCUCACCUUCGAGACCCAUACCGGCAGGAAGCUUCCCUACCUUCGACGCCUACCACACACAGCCAUGGAUCUUCCGAGCUGGGAACAAACAGAGGGAACACACCGGCAGGAUCCUUUGGUGCGCCACGAGGCAGCGGCGAAUCCCUUCGGGCACGUCGACAGGGCACCUCUUCCUCGGCAGGUGACAGGAAGAUGGUGGGCGCUGGCAUCUUUAUCGUAUCGAAGAGUGGGCCAAGCUGGGUCAGUGAUCGACCAUCGCCAAGCUUGCCCACAUUUGCCGCCGCUGCAGAGGCAAAUGCACAGCAGGCGAAUUACACGAUGCUUUCGCCUACAAGCAUUACGCAUGAGGGGGAGCACGCCUUCAUGGAACGGACAGACAAGCUGUACCAUGCUUCGAGAAGAGAUUGCGAGCAAACACUACUGGCGACAGCAUCCAAUAGUAUCGUCAACUGGCUGGAAGCGCAAGAAACUCAAAAGGCAGGACUGCUCUUUUCGCCUGGAGGGCAAACGCAAUUCAUCACUCAGCAAAGUAGCUCCGACUCUCGAAAACAAAUUGCUCAGCAUCGCCCUUCCACAGAAGAGCAUGCGCUUAGUGCACCGCCUCGCAGGGUCUCUGGUCCCCGACCUCAGAGUAGCACCGGGAGGCGUUCACAAGAGACAAGAUGUACCUUGGAAGUGACAUGCCCUCCCCGGCAGAACGAUGUGAAAGACAGCAGCGAGGAUGAGCUCGUCGAUGAGCUUGAUCGAGCUUUGAUCGCACAUCUCAAGGUCACAACUUCCGCCGACUACGCCCGCCAUGGCUUCGACGAUGACCACGAGAAUGAUGUGUUUCCUCGAAGCGCUACUACGGAAGGCACCGAAGGCAAAGGCGAUGGCGACGACUGUUCCAUGGUUGCGAGGAUGGGCUCGAUGUCUUCAGCGAGCUUCACACAACGUAGCUUUGGCUCAGACACGGCCUCAGAAGCUAUGGCUGGAGGCAGGGCUGGCUCGACUACUCUUGAACGUGUUGCUGCCGACGGACAAGAAGCUACAAGCGCUCAUGACAUUGACAGCGAUGAAGAGCAGCGUUUCUGGGUUGGCUCGGAUCGUGGCUCCGCGGCAGCCACACCUCUACCGAGCAUUGAGGGGAACUCGGACACCCAGCCCACCAGUGUGUGGGAGGCCUCAUCAGUGACUUCGCACCGCGACUCAAGCAUCUUCCCCAUAGAACGAAGAGAGAAAGCUGUACCCUCCAGAAGUCUCGUCCUGCCGCAAGUGGCAGACGUUGCGUCCCGGAGAGGUUCCGGCAGUAGCUGGCGUCGCUCGCAUCCCAUCUUCAGCAUUGCAAUUUCCUCCAAACCUCCCUUGAUUGAGAAAGGUCGAAGUGCUAGUAGUGCCAGUACUAUCCUCAACCGACCAGUGCCUUCAAGCCGUCGGAGCAGCCGGUCGGCUGGUCGGUUCGAAGAGGUCAAGACUCCACCAAGAUCGAAUGGUAGAGGCCAUCGCGAGACAAUGAUGUCGUUGGCUGACUCUGAGUAUAGCGAAGGCUGGUAUGAAGAGAAUCUCAUCGACAGUAAGACGCAAAGUGGGCUCUUAAGCACUCCUCACGUCACCGUUCAAACUGCCAAGAAGGGGACCGUGUCCAGUCCGGAUGUCAUGAUGCGGUUCUUGGGAACGCCUUCGCCUGCCCGACCGGAAUUCCUCGUCCCGCGUUCGCCUGCAAAGAAGUAUGCGGAAGCCUGCGUACAGGCGAUACCAGACGAAGCUAUCCAAUCAACUGAUCAAAGGCAGAGCUCGUCCUCACAUGUAGUCAACAAGGAGGCGAGCCGAAAAAGUCGCCGCCCGGAUCUCCGUAUCGACACUGUUGCAGCGGCAGAUCCAGGGUCCAGCCUCUCUGUCCCAGACGCACGUUCGGAGCCAAAGUCGGCUUUGCGGAGCGCAUUGGGAGUCUGUUGCCCCAAGUGUGGUCACGACUUCCUUCCACCACCCAAAAAACUAGAUGCAGCUUCAGCAAUCGAGGGAGCCAAGAAGCUGGCGGAGGCUAGGGUUCAAAAGAGGCGUGCUGCCUUGGCCGCAACAUCCAGUCGUUCCCUCCGCAGCGCACCUGCCCAUACCUCUGAUUUCCCGAACGAGUCUCCUCCUCCUAUGCCCUCUACAGUCACUGUGACUCCUGACAGCCGCCGACAGAUCGAGUCUGAUGAUGAGAGGAUGCCGUAUCAACAGAGACUGCGCGAGAGCAGGAGCACCUUCGCCUCAAGCAUUGAGAGUGAAGGAAGUUCGAGUCGGAAUCACAUCAUAGUCCAGCGAACUCAUCUGCUACGAACACUUGCCAGUAGCAACACGGUGGCAAGUGCUUCUGCAACCCCGCACAAGUCGGAGAGAUCUGCUCCACUGCCACCGAAGAAUGUCAAUUUCUCACAGGCAGCAGAGAAGAAGAGAGAGCGUACCGAUACACACAGCAAGCGUCCAUCGCUACAAGAUGUGCUGAGCACGUUCAAGGAGCUUACUUCGCCACUGGAUAAGCUCGGUACUCAGUUGACCAAUCCUCGGGGCCAGAGUCCUGCAGCUGGCACACCUCUUCUGGGUCGCAAAGGCAGUCUCGCGUCGAGAGUAGGCAUGCCCGGCUGGGGCUCCAGUGCUUCACCUUCGAGGCAGGCAAGCGGCCCUGCUGCUCCACGAGGAGGAUCGCCAGCUCAGGUGAUCAGGCCGCAGACCGCUUCUGACACCUGGGUAGCUCCAGACUCGUGGGCGGCACCUGGGUCUUCUGCACAUCCUGCUGUCCCAUCCAAAUCAGGUCAAAGCCGAGAUCGUGUGUACAGCCCCGAUCUUCGGGACACUUCGUCUGGAAAUGACUCGUCAGACGAGGACGAUGCAGAUGUGGUAGCUCCAUUCGCCGCGCCUUCGGCAAAAGCGUUGAAACUUCUUGGUCUUGAUGCUGGACCACAGACGACGCAAAAUGAUUUGCACUCCGGGCGCCAUCGACCUGGACCGAGCCCAGGCGGGUCAAGAGUUGGCCACCUAAGCUCAGAGGGGUAUUCCGGCGACAGGACACCCACAGGAAGAGAUCCUAGCUGGAGCCCUGAUAGCGCUGCGCAUCGGAAGAGAAACCCUGUGCGGACCACUACUGCUUCCUCUUCUUCUUCCUCCUCUUCGAUGCUAAGAGCAAGCAAGUCGUACAUCGAUCUCCCGCAAUACCCCUCAAGCACAGUCUUGCCUGGCCGAAAAGAGCAUCAACAAGCUGCCAAUCUGGCUCUCUUCAGUGCUGGCCCUGUAGAAGGAAGUACACAGGGGAGUGCAAUGAAGAAGCUGCGUCAAGCGUGGCGGAAGGGCAAGGGCAAAGACUCAUCAAGUACUGACUACCGCGAGUCUCUCGAGCCUACGCCCAUGGUCAUCUCCUCUCCGAUUGGUCUCUCGAGAGCGAAGACGAUCACCAGGGUCAACACGAUGCCUCAACCUCAACCUCGGGGAUCUAUGCAUUCUUCGGACGAUGUUCUCAUGUCGAGAUACCGCAAUGACGGCGAGGAGGAAGAGGAGGAAAAGAACACAACACCCACAGGCAGCUAUCCAUUCUCCGGCACAGCUGCACAUGAUGCUGCAGAGUACCAGGAGCAGAGCGAGGAUAUCGCGGAAGCCGCGCCGGACACACGAUGGGCAUUGCCUUCGCUGGAUCUUUCGGAUCCUCCCCGCUUCGGAGAGGACGGUCUACCAUUGCAGUCGGAAGGACGCGUCUCUUUGGAGGAUGACGCAGAUUCGAUCUCGUGGUUCACUGCGGCCUAUGCUUGAGCACUGGAGGCUGACUGCGUCUGCUCGAUCUUCAUAUAUACUCUCUGACUACUCACACGGCUCAGACCUGUCUCGUCGGACUCUCAUCACCGGUCUUUGGCACCUGGAGGGCAGGCCCUCUUCC
Messenger RNA from Microstroma glucosiphilum, 4497 nucleotides. RefSeq lists its product as hypothetical. The coding region runs from base 354 to 4373 and encodes 1339 amino acids. The record is from RefSeq and is a predicted model, not a curated record. Lineage: Eukaryota; Fungi; Basidiomycota; Exobasidiomycetes; Microstromatales; Microstromataceae. The transcript has a single exon.